This is a messenger RNA of Meriones unguiculatus (Mongolian gerbil), 2279 nucleotides long. RefSeq names its product mitochondrial chaperone BCS1 (gene Bcs1l). Lineage: Eukaryota; Metazoa; Chordata; Mammalia; Rodentia; Muridae. The record is from RefSeq and is a predicted model, not a curated record. Gene Ontology annotation, biological process: protein insertion into mitochondrial inner membrane from matrix; mitochondrial respiratory chain complex III assembly. The transcript has 8 exons. Gene Ontology annotation, cellular component: mitochondrial inner membrane. The coding region runs from base 905 to 2161 and encodes 418 amino acids. Gene Ontology annotation, molecular function: ATP binding; ATP hydrolysis activity.
AGUGCGGCCUGGUGAAACCAUCGAGUCUGAUGGCCAGAGAGUCACGGCGGUAAGGGGGCGGGGUGACAGGCGGCUCCACAACACGUUCCUGGAGGCGCGAGCUGUAGGGUGUCCGAGAGUCAGCUGCUGCGUGCCGGGCUCCGGAAUCGGAGCCCAGAAGAGCUUUGUCAGUGGCUCUCCAUGCAAAGGUGCUUUGGAAUUCUGAAUCCUAGCUCCGAGCCUUAGCGGAGGUCACGGCUAUCAAUUCACUGGUGCCCGGCGUGCCAGGCGGAGGUCACCGAGGUGGUGGUGGAGAGUCGCAGGAGAGGUGUGCUGGAAAUAAUUUGUCCUUUCCCCUUGGGUACUGUUCACAGCUAGGCCUAGUCACAUCUUUUUGAUUGAAUUUGAAAAAGGGUCCGUAGAGGAAGUAGCCUAUAAGAUCUCAACUAAAAAGAAUGCCAGGAAUAAAUUAAGAAGAAUGCCGGGAAUAAAGAAGGGGGCAUUCGGAACCAACAGAACUGAGUGAACCAGAGCUAGGUAGUGAUUGGCGUAUCUGCUGAACUGGUAGUAUACCAUCCUAAUGUGGACGAUCCUACGUUUCCGGCUGUGGUGUUUGAACCCAAUGGGAGCAGUCACCGAGGGUGCUGGAGUAAAAGCGACACAAUUGGAGCGGGGCCGAUUGUGGCGACUGGAUGAUGCAAGCGCCGAAGGUCCAUUCAAAUGCCACUUCAAGAAAUAAAAUUUAGCCUGGCGUGGUGGCGAAGGCCUUUAGUCACAGCACUUGGGCGGCAGAGGCAAGCAGAUCUUUGUGAGUUCCCAGGCCAGCCUGGUCUAAAAACUCUGCUGCUUUCUACCCCUUUCCUUUUCCACUGCUUUUGACAGUGCCUCAGGGCCUGUUAAGCAUCUGGGUUUUUUUCUUUUCAAGAUGCCAUUUACAGACUUUGUUCUGGCCCUGAAAGACAAUCCCUACUUUGGGGCUGGCUUUGGACUGGUCGGUGUGGGCACCGCUCUGGCUGUGGCCCGGAAAGGAGUCCAACUGGGUCUAGUGGCAUUUCGGCGCCAUUACAUGAUCACACUGGAAGUUCCUGCUAGAGACAGAAGCUAUGGCUGGUUGCUUAGCUGGCUUACUCGGCACAGUACCCACACUCAGCACCUCAGUGUUGAGACCUCAUAUCUUCAGCACGAAAGUGGCCGAAUCUCUACCAAGUUUGAAUUUAUCCCAAGUCCUGGAAACCACUUCAUUUGGUAUAAGGGGAAAUGGAUCCGGGUGGAACGAAAUCGAGACAUGCAGAUGGUAGACUUGCAAACGGGGACUCCUUGGGAGUCUGUCACCUUCACGGCCCUGGGCACUGACCGCAAGGUUUUCUUCAACAUCCUGGAGGAAGCGCGAGCGCUAGCCCUGCAGCAGGAGGAAGGGAAGACUGUGAUGUACACAGCUGUGGGUUCAGAAUGGCGUACCUUUGGUUAUCCACGCCGCCGCCGGCCACUGGAUUCGGUAGUCCUGCAGCAGGGUCUGGCUGACCGAAUUGUCAAAGACAUCCGAGAAUUCAUUGAUAACCCCAAGUGGUACAUUGACAGAGGCAUUCCCUACAGACGUGGCUACCUUCUUUAUGGGCCCCCUGGUUGUGGAAAGAGCAGUUUUAUAACAGCUCUGGCUGGAGUAUUGGAAUACAGCAUCUGCCUGCUCAGUCUCACAGACUCUAGCCUCUCAGAUGACCGGCUCAACCAUUUGCUGAGCGUAGCCCCACAGCAGAGCUUGGUACUCCUGGAGGACGUGGACGCUGCUUUUCUCAGUCGAGACUUGGCCGUGGAGAACCCUGUAAAAUACCAAGGUCUAGGUCGUCUGACCUUCAGUGGACUGCUCAAUGCUUUGGAUGGUGUAGCCUCCACUGAGGCACGCAUUGUGUUCAUGACCACCAACCACAUUGACAGGCUGGAUCCUGCCCUGAUACGCCCUGGGCGAGUAGAUCUGAAGGAGUAUGUGGGCUACUGCUCACACUGGCAGCUGACCCAGAUGUUCCAGAGAUUCUAUCCAGGGCACGCGCCUUCCUUGGCUGAGAACUUUGCAGAACAUGCCCUUAAAGCUACGUUCCAGAUUAGUCCAGCCCAGGUGCAAGGCUACUUCAUGAAGUAUAAAAAUGACCCCAUGGGGGCUCUUCACAAUGUUGAAUCUCUGAGGUGACCCUCCAGGCCACUAUCUGCUCUCAAAAAAUCCACCUACCUGUCACAUUAAUCUGGUCUGUGACCUUCCUCCCUCCUUUGCUGUGUUUGUACUUGAGAAUAAACCAGGAGUUGCCAUA